GGACCUGAAAUGUGGCUCGACGAUUCGCGGCCGUCUGGGACCUGCUCCGCCCACGUCGACGUCGCUCACGAGCAGGCUGGCUGCAUCAAAUGGCAGCUGCCUGCCGACGCGUGGACCAAGCUCGCCCGGCUAUCGUACCAGAGUUGCGGCUCGCUCUUCCUGCUCGCGGAGGACGCUCCUGAGCGCCGGACGACGGGAUGCACGCUGGAGGAAUCGCGCUCGCGGCGCGACUCGGGCUGCUGCGGCCCGCUCAAGCCGCCGGCGACAACGACGCCGUGGUCGUGCAUGGCGCAGGUGGCCAAGGCAUGGCGCGCCGUGCGACGUUCCGCGUCGGUGGCGGCCCACCGGACUCGCCCCAAGGGCGGUUGCCGCAGUGUAACCUUCUCCGAAUGGGAGGCGAGCAUCGGGGACGAGGACGACUUCUCCCUUCUGGACGGAGGAGAGAACCCCGAGGGGGAGCAGGAGGGGCAGGGCAGCCCAAGCCCGUCUCCGCAGACGAACACCAUCGUCGUCCCGCUCAGCCAGGUGUCGUCCGCGUGCUCGCAAGCGCAGACGGCCGAGAGCGCGGGCGAGCCCUGCUGACCGUGGGCGCUCCCGGCAGAGCCCCGUGGCGGCGGCGGGCGGGAACUUAGGUCAUUUAUUGGAGGGAGGAACUUCGAUGUGGGUCCAUGUAACGUGAAGAAGAUCAGCGCUGCAUGUUGGAGGCAUGUGAUGUGUGUGGAGACGUGUGGAGAGAGAAGGCAAUGCGGCCAAAAGCUAGGAUAUCAGCCUCGAGAACCUCGAGAUACGUGUACGUGUCACAUGCACGCAACGCACGUGUCGUGCCCGGUGCUUCGGAGAGCGGCUUUUGUUCUUCUUUGCUUUGUUUUUGUAUCUUUGGUUCUUUGCCCUCUC
Emiliania huxleyi CCMP1516 is the source of this 894-nucleotide messenger RNA. RefSeq lists its product as hypothetical. Lineage: Eukaryota; Haptophyta; Isochrysidales; Noelaerhabdaceae. Bases 10 to 582 code for a protein of 190 amino acids. The transcript is spliced from 2 exons. The record is from RefSeq and is a predicted model, not a curated record.